AUGGGCGACGAGAAUUUGAUCCUCAAGAUGAGGCUGCCGUGUCUUGCUUGGUUUCACCUCCGAUCCCGACCCGGGCCGCCGUAUAAUGUGAAAUGCUUCUCGUACAAUGAUAUAAAGAGGGCCACCGGUGGAUUCAGAAGAGUCGUUGAGAGCUCCUCUAGAGGAGCUACUUACGAGGCCAAGUUCCGAAAUGGCCGUGUGGCCAUAGUCAAAGAAGUCAAACUUUCGGUCCGUGAGGAUCUUGACUUGUUCUAUAGGGAAGUACAAUUCUUGGGCCGAUUGCAUCACCGCCACAUUGCUGCCCUGUGUGGGUUUUCCGAUGGUCCUAAGCGAUUCCUAGUGUUUGAGAACACGGAAAAUGGAAGCUUGAAAGAUCAUCUUUCUGAUCCUCUAAAAACUCCGUUGAACUGGAGAACGAGACUACAAAUAGCAAUCGGCAUAUCUGCUGCAGUGGAAUAUUUGCAUUUCUUUUGUGAUCCGCCAAUAUAUCAUGUCUCCAUAAGUUCAAGCACAAUCAUGUUGGAUCAAAGUCUAAUCCCAAAGAUUUCAGAUAUUAGCCUGUUUAGCAAGGCUGGAACUCGUGUUUUGCUGCCAAGCUCUUCUCGUUGUUCGAGAGUAUGCACGGACGAAGGGUGCAAAAACAUGAUUUUCCAACUUGGAUUGGUGAUUUUGGAGCUCGUUACGGGUCAGUCCUCCGAAAAGGGUGGGUUGGAUUUAAUCGAGUGGGUUAAAGAACCGAAUUUCCUGAGAUCGAUUAAUAAGAUGAUCGAUCCCGAUCUUGGAAAUACUUACGACCGGAAGGAACUUAAUGGCCUCCUAAAUGUUGCAAGAUUGUGCAUAGAUUCUGUAAAUAAGCAAAGGGUAUGUACCCCUCAAAUUCUGUGGUAUUUGCAGAAGAAGAUUGGAAUCACAAGAAGCUAG
Messenger RNA from Striga hermonthica, 921 nucleotides. The record is from the annotation of a GenBank genome assembly. Lineage: Eukaryota; Viridiplantae; Streptophyta; Magnoliopsida; Lamiales; Orobanchaceae.